AUGUUUCUCCAACGCGCCGUCCGGACGCAAUGGCACGUCUCCAAGAGCAUGGCUCGCCUGGCCGCAGCGAGAGCUGCUGGCGUCUACCCCUCCAGACAAUUCCACGACACACGGCACCUACGGGUUGUGAAGCCUGUCCUGCUGGCAGACAUUGGAGAAGGCAUCGUGGAGUGCGAAAUCAUACAGUGGUUCGUCGAGCCCGGCGCCCGAGUCGAGGAAUUCUCCCCGCUGUGCGAGGUCCAGAGUGACAAGGCGUCAGUAGAGAUCACCAGCCGCUUCUCGGGAGUCGUCAAGAAGUUGCACUACGAUGCCGGCGACAUGGCCAAGGUCGGCAAGCCUUUUGUCGACAUUGACAUCCAAGGCGGGGCUAAGGAGGACCUGGAUGCGCUGACGGCCCCAACGGAAGCGGCACAGGAGAAGCCUUCACCAAAAAAAGCAGAUCUUCCUGUACAGCCCAAGUCGCAGCAAGAAGAAGAAACAAAAGAGCAAACGAAACGAGAGCCAGAAGCGGUGUCUCGGGAUGCUACUAGUGCAGAGGAUACCCCGCGGCCAAAGGGCACCCAUGCCUCGCUGGCUACACCGGCGGUGCGGCACCUUACCAAGACUCUAAAUGUAGACAUUGCCGAAAUCAACGGCACGGGGAGAGACGGGAGGGUUCUAAAAGAGGACGUACAAAACUUUGUCAAGCGCCGCGACUCCGGCGACAAGCCGGCGGCAGCGGCGGGGGCGUCGACUCCAUCAUCGGGCCCGGCUCCGCCUUCCGGCGCCGAAUCCACUGCACAGCUCGAGACCCGCGUUCCGCUCACAAACACGCAACAGCAAAUGUUCAAGUCCAUGACCCGCUCCCUCGCUAUCCCCCACUUCCUCUACGCCGACGAGAUCGACUUCUCCAACCUCGUCCAGCUGCGCACCCGCCUCAACCGCGUCCUCGCGACGUCCCCCGAGGUGGGCGGCGGCGAGACCGGCGUCGCAAAACUCUCCUACCUCCCCUUCAUCAUCAAAGCCGUAUCCAUGGCGCUCUACCAAUUCCCUAUUUUGAAUGCGCGCGUCGAUCUAGACCCCUCAUCGUCGUCCUCGAAGCCGUCCCUCGUCAUGCGCAGCCAACACAAUAUCGGCGUCGCAAUGGACACCCCCGCCGGCCUUCUGGUGCCGGUGAUUCGCAAUGUCGGGUCCCUCAACAUCCUCUCCAUCGCCUCGGAGUUGAAUCGCUUGCAAAAGGCGGCUUUUGCGGGCAAGCUUGCGCCGGCUGAUAUGAAGGGCGGGACCAUCACCGUCUCCAACAUUGGCAACAUUGGCGGCACCUACCUCUCGCCCGUCAUCGUCGACAAGGAAGUCGCGAUCCUCGGCAUCGGCCGCAUGCGCGCUGUGCCGGCGUUUGAGGGGGAGGACUCGGACAGGGUGGUGAGGAAGCACGUUACCAACUUUAGCUGGAGCGCGGACCAUCGCGUGGUGGACGGCGCGACCAUGGCCCGGGCCGCGGAGGUUGUGCGGCGGGUUGUGGAGGAGCCCGACGUCAUGGUCAUGCAUCUGAGGUGA
Messenger RNA from Colletotrichum orchidophilum, 1536 nucleotides. RefSeq names its product 2-oxoacid dehydrogenase acyltransferase. Gene Ontology annotation, cellular component: mitochondrion; cytoplasm. The record is from RefSeq and is a predicted model, not a curated record. The coding region runs from base 1 to 1536 and encodes 511 amino acids. Lineage: Eukaryota; Fungi; Ascomycota; Sordariomycetes; Glomerellales; Glomerellaceae. The transcript has 2 exons. Gene Ontology annotation, molecular function: lipoic acid binding; acetyltransferase activity.